Messenger RNA from Chaetomium globosum CBS 148.51, 3171 nucleotides. RefSeq lists its product as uncharacterized. The coding region runs from base 1 to 3171 and encodes 1056 amino acids. The transcript is spliced from 6 exons. NCBI's taxonomy places the organism in Eukaryota, Fungi, Ascomycota, Sordariomycetes, Sordariales, Chaetomiaceae. The record is from RefSeq and is a predicted model, not a curated record. Gene Ontology annotation, molecular function: oxidoreductase activity.
AUGCAAACACGCGAAAUGGCUGAAAUCGGGGCAAUAUGGCGGUCCCGCCAACCCAAGCCCGAUGAUGGCCACCCCUCGCUGACAUUCACGCUGCAGACUCUGCUUGCCCGCCAUGAAGCCUACAUGGCAUCUGCCGAACGCGACCGACUCGAGCUCACAGCCCGCAUCGAGCAGCUGGAACGAGACAAUACGGAACUCGAAGCCAAAAACCGAUCGGUUGCCGACGAGAACCACACGCUACGAGACGAGCUAGAUCGGGUUAACGACACGGUCAAAGAUGCCGAGACUAAUAUUAGCCUUCUUGAGGCGUCCCUUCUCGACUCGCAAAGGGAGGUGCGGCGGCUAGAAAGUGCGACCGACAGAGCAGCCAAUCUUGAGCGCCAAAUCGCACUACUGGAAGAAGAGCAAGACGUGCUACGGACCACCAUCGCCCGUACCGAAGAGGAAUCCCGGACGACCAUGUAUCGCUGGAGGCAAGCCGAAAAGGGUCUUAGUGACCUGCAGGAGCAGCUCGAACGCAUGGAGAAGGAAUCUCGGGAAGAGCGCGAACGCCACGUCGAGGUCAUCGGCCGUAUGGAACGGCAGCGCGCCAUGGAGAAGGAACUGAAUACGGCAGCAGGACGGCUCAAGGGCGCCGCCGCCGCCAAGUCGAUGACCGACAGCAGGAGCAGCGGCAGUGUCGUCUCGCAUUUCGUGCGAGACCUGUUGCAAGAUAAUGCUAACCUGCAAGUCGGCAUGGCUGAGCUGCGCGAGAUGCUUCUCAACUCCAACGAUGAGAUUCAGAUGUUGAGGGAACAGUUGGCGUAUCACCAACCGGCGGCCGGCCAGGAACUAAGCUCACCCAAGACGCUACAAGCUGAGCUAGCCCAGAAAGAACCACCGACGCCGCCACAACAGCCGAGGGUGUCGCAAGAGUUACAUAUUCACCACCACUACCACGUCACCCACAAGCCAGAGGCACGGAAGUCGAGGAAAAGGAGGCAGGGGCUCACACCCGGCGUAUUCACCCCACCCCAGCUUUCAGCUCCGAGUUCACCCAUCUUGUCCUCUGCUCGCUUUCAGCGUGGUACCCUAGCCGCGCCUUUGUUAUCCCCAAACGAGCCUUCCCCAUCAACCACUCGCUGGUCUCUCCAAUCUGAGAAUCACUCCGAAUUUGCACCGUCAUCAGCGCCCACCUCCCCGCGGUCCAACAACAGGGACUCCCUGUUCGACAGGGUCCCCGAUCUACCGUCACCCGCCUCUCCAACUACGACUGCGGAUCCAACCUCGCCGGGCUGGAAGCAAGCGCAUAGGAAGAAAGUAUCGGACUACUCGCUGAGGAGUAUCUCCGAGAUAGCCAUGUUUCCGGCGGACACAGCACGGUCCGCACAUGGUUACACACAGCGGCCACGCCCCAUGUCCCGCUCAAUAAUGAACGAUCGUUCACAAACGGCUUAUACUUCGCCGUACACCACCGACGAUGUGCCGAACGUCACUUCCCCAUCUCUCGCUGCCUACACAGACUAUGACAGCAAUAACGACACUGGUCUGGAAGACACAUUCUCACCGACAUCGUCUCAUUUCGACUCCAGUGUUGAACAGCGGCCUCGCGGCCUGCGGCGAGUUAUCUCGCACGAAUCCAUUAUAUCCCUUUCUAAUGGGCUCGACAUCCACACCCUCAGCGCACGACCCAGCCAGCUCUCCCUCAGACCACUCGGUCUCACUACCGCGGGCACUAACGUCAGUGCUGUCAUCGCCCAACCAACACUCCUAAGCAGCAGCGCCGAGGGCAAGAGAGGGAGCGUCAUUCUCAGGGACAGUAUCGCCCAACAGCUCUCCGCCCAAAAGUCACGGCAUGGUGGGGGCAGGGUUGUAUCGAAUCCCAAUAGGGGAAGGGCUUCGGAACGGGGUUCCGGGCGGGCUUCAUCUCGGACACCCUCGACGUUGGGGAAGUUGGUCUCUUGGAGGCCCUGGGGGGCGAACAGCAGUAAUGUCGAUACCGCCAACGAUACUAUCACACCUGGGACGAGCCCGUCGCCAACGCCCGCCCUAGAUGCGUCUACAUCGGUGACUCCCGCGGUGGCCAUCCCCACACUUUGCCUCCCCGACGAUGCGGGUUCCAUCGCCACGGUCUCUACGACGAGCAACAACCUUAGCAAGUCUCCCCAAGGUAGCCUCUCAUCAGCAGGCUACCUCAGCUACCCCGGCAACAAGCGCGAAUGCGGCACUGGCGGCUGUGUUUCGCGCACCGGCACAAGGGGGGUGCGAGAUGGUCAUGGACACGGCUCCUUUAGUUUUAGAUACCCGCGCCGCAAUAAGGUGCAUUCGAUUGCUUGCAAUGAGGGAUCGCCGUCCAAUGUUGCACCACACGAAGCCGCGGCAUCGGAGCGGAUUCUCGAGCUGCAGACGCAAUACCACCAGAGCAUUUACGGCAUCAUCAGUAACCGCACGACAGGCUGUACCAUCGACACCCUCCGCGCCAGAAAAGAAUGGUCAGCGCUCACCCUCCCCGAACGCACCGCCUUCAUCGCCGCCAUCCACUGCCUCAACGCACUCCCGGCGCUCACCCCACACCGCAAAGCCCCCGGCGCGCGCACCCGCUACGACGACUUCAUCGUCACCCACAUCGAUCAGACCCCCUUCGCGCACGCGUCCGGACUUCUUACUGCCCUUCCACCGCCACCUGAUCCACCGUUUGUGAGGUCCUGCCGCGAGGAAUGUGGCUAUGCCGGCCCGAUGCCCUACUGGGAUUGGACAAGGUCGUAUACGGUAUCCGAGGGCGGCGGAGUUUGGGACGAGGCCGAGCGCGGUCACGGCGUUGGUGGAUGGGUGUGGGGGGGAUUUGGGGUGUUUGUGGAGGAGCUGGAUGCGCCGGGGGGUGAGCCAGGUGGUGUGCAUGCGUCGGGCCAUUGGCAGGUUGGGUUGAAUGCGCUGGAUGUGUAUGCGAGUCCGAGUGACCCGGUGUUUUGGCUGCAUCAUGCGCAAGUGGAUCGGGUGUGGACGAUCUGGCAGGGGCAGGAUCCAGCGGCGCGGACGUACCAGGUUUGGGGGACGGGGACAGCGGCGAAUGACCCGCCGAGUGACAACGUCACGCUGGACACCUCAAUGGACUUUGGUAUGAUCGGGGACUCGAGGACCAUUCGCGAGGUUUCGUCAACGGUUGAUGGGGAUUAUUGCUAUGUGUAUGAGUGA